AGAAGGCGACUGCGUCGACGUCUGAUUAGAGUCGCGGCGUUUCACUUCCACCAGAGCGCUUUUCCUCCGGCGCUCAGGAACCUACCCUGUGCUUCUCGACUGUGGGGCCUGGAGGGAGGCGCAUUGAGCCGACUCGAGAGCUAUCUGGGGCGCCCAAGCGUUCCGUUCGUUACCCGCUCAGCGCCAUGUCCUGGAUGUUCAAGAGAGAUCCUGUUUGGAAGUACUUGCAGACUGUCCAAUACGGAGCCCAUGGAAAUUUUCCACGCCUCUCAUAUCCAACUUUCUUUCCCCGUUUUGAAUUCCAAGAUAUUAUACCUCCAGACGACUUCCUAACUAGUGAUGAAGAGCUAGAUUCAGUUUUAUUUGGAACUUUGAGAGGUCAUGUAGUUGGACUACGCUAUUACACAGGAGUAGUUAAUAAUAAUGAAAUGGUUGCGUUACAACGAGAGCCCAAUAACCCCUAUGAUAAGAACGCAAUUAAAGUAAACAAUGUGAAUGGAAAUCAGGUUGGCCAUUUAAAGAAAGAUCUUGCAGCUGCUUUGGCCUAUAUCAUGGACAACAAAUUGGCACAGAUUGAAGGGGUCGUUCCUUUUGGUGCAAACAAUGCUUUUACCAUGCCUCUCCAUAUGACUUUUUGGGGAAAAGAAGAAAACAGAAAAGCGGUUUUAGAUCAGUUGAAGAAACAUGGAUUUAAAUUGGGUCCUGCACCAAAAACUUUAGGAUUCAGUUUAGAAAGUAGUUGGGGCUCUGGAAGAGCUGGACCAAGCUAUAGUAUGCCAGUUCAUGCUGCAGUACAGAUGACAACUGAGCAGCUUAAAACAGAAUUUGACAAAUUGUUUGAAGAUUUAAAAGAAGAUGAUAAAACUCAUGAAAUGGAACCAGCUGAGGCUGUUGAAACACCAUUGCUUCCACAUCAAAAACAAGCUCUAGCUUGGAUGGUUUCACGGGAAAACAGUAAAGACCUUCCACCAUUUUGGGAACAGCGAAGUGACUUAUACUAUAACACAAUAACAAAUUUUUCUGAGAAGGAGCGACCAGAAAAUGUCCAUGGAGGAAUUUUAGCUGAUGAUAUGGGUUUGGGCAAAACUCUGACAGCCAUUGCAGUAAUUCUUACCAACUUCCAUGAUGGCAAACCUCUUCCUGUUGAAAGAAUUAAAAAAAGUCAACUGAAGAAGGAGUGUAAUGUUAACGAUCAAUCUAUGAAACUUGGAGGAAACAAUACCAGUGAAAAGGCAGAUGGACCAAUCAAAGGAUCUAGAUGUAGUGGAGAACCCAGUAUUUCAGAUGUCAAGGGAAAGAAUAAAUAUCCCAAGUCAGAAUUGUCUAGCUCUCGCCCCAAAAGAAGGAAAACUGCAGUCCAGUACAAUGAAAGCAGUGAUUCAGAGGAAAAUGAAGCAAGUGAAUUGCCACAGAAAAUGAAAGGCAAACUGAAAAAUGCACAGUCUGAGACUAAAAGAGUAAAAGCAGGAUCCUCUAAGGUUAAAGAAGAUGCAGAGUUUGCAUGUGCACUUAUUUCAUCUACCCCUACAACAAAAAGGAGAAUGUUGAAAAAGGGAGCAUCUGCAGUGGAGGGUUCAAAGAAAAGUGAUGUUGAAGAGAGACCAAGAACAACACUGAUCAUCUGCCCGCUUUCGGUGUUAAGCAACUGGAUUGACCAGUUUGGACAACAUAUAAAAUCAGAUGUGCACUUGAAUUUUUAUGUUUAUUAUGGUCCUGAUCGUAUAAGAGACCCAGCCUUGCUUUCAAAACAGGAUAUUGUUUUGACUACAUACAACAUUUUAACUCAUGACUAUGGAACUAAAGGUGAUAGUCCAUUACAUAGCAUAAGGUGGCUAAGAGUGAUCCUGGAUGAAGGACAUGCCAUCCGAAAUCCAAAUGCUCAGCAGACAAAAGCUGUACUUGAUUUAGAAGCGGAAAGAAGAUGGGUGUUAACAGGUACUCCGAUUCAAAAUUCUUUAAAGGACUUGUGGUCUCUUCUUUCCUUUUUAAAACUUAAACCAUUUCUUGAUAGAGAAUGGUGGCAUAGAACAAUACAGCGUCCUGUCACAAUGGGAGAUGAAGGAGGACUUAGGCGUUUACAAUCCCUUAUUAAAAAUAUUACCCUAAGAAGAACAAAGACAAGCAAAAUUAAAGGAAAACCUGUUUUAGAGUUACCAGAACGUAAAGUAUUUAUUCAGCAUAUUACACUUUCAGAUGAAGAGAGAAAAAUUUAUCAGUCUGUGAAAAAUGAAGGCAGAGCUACUAUUGGAAGGUAUUUUAAUGAAGGGACUGUCCUUGCGCACUAUGCAGAUGUCCUGGGUCUUUUGCUUAGAUUGCGGCAGAUUUGUUGUCAUACUCACCUUCUUACAAACGCAGUGUCUUCCAGUGGUCCCUCAGGAAAUGAUACACCUGAAGAACUACGAAAGAAGUUAAUAAGGAAGAUGAAGUUAAUUCUGAGCUCUGGUUCUGAUGAAGAAUGUGCAAUUUGCUUGGAUUCUUUAACAGUUCCUGUCAUAACACAUUGUGCACAUGUCUUUUGUAAACCCUGUAUUUGCCAAGUCAUUCAGAAUGAGCAGCCACAUGCUAAAUGUCCUUUAUGCAGAAAUGAUAUACAUGGAGACAAUUUAUUAGAAUGUCCUCCAGAAGAAUUGGCGUGUGAUACUGAGAAAAAGUCUACUAUGGAAUGGACAUCCAGUUCAAAGAUUAAUGCUCUAAUGCAUGCACUGAUUGACUUAAGAAAGAAGAACCCCAACAUAAAAAGUUUAGUUGUUUCUCAGUUUACAACAUUCCUGUCUUUAAUAGAAACACCACUCAGAGCCUCUGGAUUUGUAUUUACUCGUUUGGAUGGUUCCAUGGCACAGAAGAAAAGAGUUGAAUCAAUUCAGUGUUUUCAAAACACUGAAGCAGGAUCUCCAACUAUAAUGCUUCUCUCCUUAAAAGCAGGUGGAGUUGGUUUGAAUCUUUCCGCAGCUUCUCGAGUGUUCUUAAUGGAUCCAGCCUGGAAUCCAGCUGCUGAAGAUCAGUGCUUUGACAGAUGCCAUAGACUUGGCCAGAAGCAAGAAGUUAUCAUCACAAAAUUCAUUGUGAAGGAUUCUGUUGAAGAAAAUAUGCUGAAAAUACAAAACACAAAGAGAGAACUUGCUGCUGGAGCCUUUGGAACUAAAAAAACAAAUGCUAAUGAAAUGAAACAAGCUAAAAUUAAUGAAAUCAGAACUUUAAUUGAUUUAUAAUUUGUGGGAUUUGGUAAGAAGACUACUAUAUGUGAGAGGCGUGAUAUCUGGAUGGAAGUUGGGCUGGAUGACCUCCAAAAUCGUUUCAACUCUUAAAGACAUCUUAAUCCUGAAUGGAAAAAUUUCUUUGUUAUUGUGUUUAGAAUCAGACAUUGAUUUUGGAACUUCAGUAAUUCACCCUACAUUUAUCUAUAAAAUUAGUCCUCUUUUUCUUACUUUUUGGUUAAUAAUCAGAC
Odobenus rosmarus divergens (Pacific walrus) is the source of this 3445-nucleotide messenger RNA. It is a transcript of the gene HLTF, whose product is annotated as helicase-like transcription factor. NCBI's taxonomy places the organism in Eukaryota, Metazoa, Chordata, Mammalia, Carnivora, Odobenidae. The record is from RefSeq and is a predicted model, not a curated record. Bases 186 to 3209 code for a protein of 1007 amino acids. Gene Ontology annotation, molecular function: hydrolase activity, acting on acid anhydrides, in phosphorus-containing anhydrides; zinc ion binding; ATP-dependent chromatin remodeler activity. The transcript is spliced from 26 exons.